AUGCCAGCAUUUCGCCAUCGCCGAGAAUCUACCAGAAAACGAGAGGCGUUUUUUGCUGAGUUCGCCGAACAGAUACGGCCAUCAUUCAAUAACACUGUAGUAUAUUUGACAGGCGGCUUCAGGACGGCGCCUGCUAUGAUCAGAGCUAUAAGUGAUCGAAUAACCGACGGAAUAGGACUAGGACGGCCGAUCACUGCUGAACCAGACUUGCCAGCAAAAAUCCUCUCUGGUGAAUGCUCAUCAGCUCCCGACACGAAGUUGGAUCAAGAUGACUUCAUUAUAACUUUGAUAGCCAGUCUUACGCAAAUGUGGCAAAUGGGAAGAAGACCGUAUGCAGAUCUCACAAGUGUUUGUGACGACAUCGCUGACCUGAGCCAUCCGAAGGAAGUGGAAAACUUCAUGAAAAAGGCUGAUCAUUUCUUCACCCAGGCGACUAAGGCUAUUAAACGCAAAGAACCUAUUAACAGUGUCAUGGAGUAUGAAAACAUUGUUGUGUAA
Molecule: messenger RNA, 498 nt
Organism: Cooperia oncophora
Lineage: Eukaryota; Metazoa; Nematoda; Chromadorea; Rhabditida; Trichostrongylidae
Source: the annotation of a GenBank genome assembly